GUUUAGUCCACACGUGUCAAUAAACCCUAACUAAAACCCAUCUUUUCUCCUCGUUCUUUCUCUCGUCGACUCUUUUCUGUUUUCUGUUUUUCCUUCACAAAAUUCCAAUUCAGAAACUGGGAAACACAGAAAAUUAGAAUCGAAGAAGACAAUUACGAAAUUGAUGAAAGCUCUGUUACAAUAGAGCGCAGACGCGGAACUUCGAACACCGAAACGCCGACAAUUCAUCUUCUCUGAUAAACCCUAAUUUCGGUUUGCACAGUCUCGUAAUCGAGCUUGGCUGCAGAGAAGGAUGGCGAACGAAGUAGAAGAAGAAGAAAUGAAAAGGAUCGUGACUGAGACAGAAAAGACAUUCGCGAAGAACUUCAACAUAUUCGAUCUCCCCGACGUCGCUCCCGGACUUCCUCCGCAUCUGGAACUCCAGCGAACUCGUGUCUUCUGUAAAAACGACGCUCCUAUUCAUACUACGAGUGUCAGUUACUCGGGUGCCUAUAAUGCUGUGGGAGAGAACAACAGUGUGAAGCUAGAAAGCUUCUCUGAGAAUUUCAGAGUCGAAGUGAUUAGUACUUCACCAGACGGUAUGGAAUUGGAAUUCGAUAUGAUCGGUAUCGAUGCAGCAAUCGCCAAUGCUUUCCGAAGGAUCCUUCUAGCUGAGGUUCCUACAAUGGCCAUUGAAAAAGUGUUUGUAGCAAACAACACAUCGAUUGUUCAAGACGAAGUUCUUGCUCACAGGAUGGGUCUUAUUCCAAUCGUCGCAAACCCGAGGAUCUUUGAAUAUUUGUCCGAGAACGAUCAGCCUAAUGAAAAGAACACCAUUGUUUUCAAACUCCAUGCGAAAUGUGCAAAAGGUGAAGUACGUCGCAAAGUUUUAACGAACGAAUUGAUUUGGUUACCAAAUGGGAGUGAGUUGGUUAAAGAAUCGGGAGUUUCAACCUCAAAGCCUAAGACUUUCACUUCAUUCUGCCGAAGCCAAGACUCGUUCCCCGAAUUUGCUGAUAAUCCUAUCGCUCCGAGCUAUCCUGAUAUCUUGAUAGCAAAACUCGGCCCUGGUCAGGAAAUUGAGCUCGAGGCUCAUGCGGUUAAGGGCAUUGGUAAAACUCAUGCAAAGUGGUCACCAGUAGCGACUGCUUGGUAUCGAAUGCUUCCUGAGGUGAUUCUACAAAAGGAAUUUGAGGGUGAACAAGCUCAAAAACUCGUAAGAGCAUGCCCAGCGAAAGUUUUUGACAUUGAAGACAUGGGCAAUGGGAGGAAAAGGACAAAGGUAGCAAGGCCGCGUGACUGCACGUUGUGUAGGGAAUGCUUAAGAGAAGAAUUUGGAGAACCAAAACCAAAAGCAAAAGGAGAAGACAAAAGUAAAAGAGAAUGGAUAGACAAUGUGGCUCUGCGUCGUGUCAAGAACCAUUUUAUAUUUAAAAUUGAGUCAACUGGAUCACUGCCUCCGGAUGUUCUCUUCACUGAAGCUGUGAAGAUAUUGGAAGAUAAGUGUGAACGUGUAAUAGCUGAUCUCUCCUGAAAAGAGUUUUGAUUGGUUUAGCUCUCUCUACAGGCAUGGUUCUCGUUUAGUUCAAUUUUGUGUUUUGUAUCAAAGUUUAUCCUUAUUAAAAGACGAACGUUGAAUUUAAAUUAUACUUUGUAGUUUUGAUUGAUUCGAUAACAGUUAAAACAAAGGUACUAGCUGGUUCAGCUUGGAAAUUUGUUUCGGUUAAUUGGUUUCAAAUCGAUUAAUAAGAAGGAAAAUAAACUCG
Molecule: messenger RNA, 1745 nt
Organism: Thlaspi arvense
Lineage: Eukaryota; Viridiplantae; Streptophyta; Magnoliopsida; Brassicales; Brassicaceae
Source: the annotation of a GenBank genome assembly